Staurois parvus is the source of this 293-nucleotide messenger RNA. The record is from the annotation of a GenBank genome assembly. Lineage: Eukaryota; Metazoa; Chordata; Amphibia; Anura; Ranidae.
AGAAAGAACAGUAAAAAUGCAGGCAGGGCGCCGGACAAAGCACUCGGGACAAAAUUGAAUUUAGUGAAUGUCACUUUUACAACUUUCAAAUUUCCCUCCGGUACGUCCUGACGUCGCAGGGGACGGAACCCGGAAGACAGAUGCCGGCAUGGGUCGGAGGACAUUGCCCGGGAGCGCAGGAAAAGGUAAGUGAAGAAGAGAUCCCGGAGCAACACUGCAAGGUAUUCCCGAGUGUAGCUCGGUGUUACCGUUUGUGGUGCUGAAACUUUACCCUGAGCUACACUUGGGAAUAC